AGAGGACAGAAGCCCUCAUUGAAUUCGGAGACCCAAGUUUAGGCGCCGAGGGUGCGAUGAGACCAUCUGUUCCUACUUAAGUCGUUGUAGUCGAAACACCGCAAAGCUCGUCAUGACCCCCGGACUCCGUGUCCUGCUCCUUUCGGCGGUCGCGCUGCUGCUCUUUGCGGUCGCCGCCGCCGCCGUGGGUGCCCGUGUGAAGAAGAAGGCAACUCGGACUCGCUCGUGUCUGGACCUACCAGAGGAGAUCCUGGAGCAGAUGUUCGGCCGGCUCUCGGUCGGCGUGCUGAGCGCAUUCCACCACGCCCUGCAACUGGAGCCCCGAGACAGGGUCAACCUGAGCUGCCCCUCCGCGCGUUCGUGGUCGGCGGAGAGCAAGAGCAAACUCCCGGUCAACCUGCUCAGCGUUUCACCCUGGGCCUACAGGAUCUCGUAUGACCCGAGCCGAUACCCUCGUCACAUUCCGGAAGCGUACUGCCUGUGUAAAGGUUGCUUGACCGGACCUCAGCGUCAGGAGAGCCGGCACUAUCGGAGCACUCCUGUCUACGCGCCCUCCGUGAUCCUCAGGAGGUCUGGUUCUUGCGUCGGAGGCCGUCACUCAUACUCGGAGGUGUACGUGUCCAUCGCGGUGGGAUGCACCUGCGUCCCCCUGCUGGACAAGGACCGGGCCCUCCAGAACGCCACCCGACCUCUGGACUCUUUGAGGAUGGCAAAGACCAAAGCUGCACGCUCAUGGGGAUGAAGAUAAGUCAUCUUCUACUUGUUACAUUAGGUACAUUUUAUGUAAAUAAUCAAAUGUUCUGUAUGGCUUAACAAAGGAGCCAAUUAAAUGAGUCAAUCUCUAAA
Messenger RNA from Syngnathus acus (greater pipefish), 846 nucleotides. RefSeq names its product interleukin 17d (gene il17d). Gene Ontology annotation, molecular function: cytokine activity. The transcript has 2 exons. Gene Ontology annotation, cellular component: extracellular region. NCBI's taxonomy places the organism in Eukaryota, Metazoa, Chordata, Actinopteri, Syngnathiformes, Syngnathidae. The coding region runs from base 113 to 742 and encodes 209 amino acids. The record is from RefSeq and is a predicted model, not a curated record. Gene Ontology annotation, biological process: inflammatory response.